Molecule: messenger RNA, 1182 nt
Organism: Paramecium sonneborni
Lineage: Eukaryota; Ciliophora; Oligohymenophorea; Peniculida; Parameciidae
Source: the annotation of a GenBank genome assembly
AUUUUCGAAAACUAAUUGAUUAAUGAGACAUUCUGGAUUCAUCUAAAUAUCACCAGCUCCAUUAGUACCAUUGUAAUAUAAAGCUAAUUAUUAGGAAUUAUUCAAUUUAAUCCAUACCACUUGUAGCAACAACACCUCCUGCUAUGUAUUAAUCAUUAAUCUAAGUUUAAUAACCAUAACCAUAAAUUGUUAGAGUAUAUAUUUUAAAUUUAUUGUUUCAAUAGUAAAGACCAAUUCAUGUUGUAGAUUUAGAAUAAUAUGAUGACAUUUGGAGAAAAAAAGUAGAAGACCUUGAAAAAUAAUUAAGAGAACUUUAAAAGUAAAAGCCCUAACCAAUUGUUUAAGCUCCAGGUUAUAUUAGUUUUCUUAUUUAAGAACCUGUCAUUGAAUUAAGAGCUGGAGCAGAUACUGAAGAUUUGGAAAAAUAGAUUCAAUAGCUACAAUUAGAAUUGUAUAAAACAAAAGAAGAUUAUGAAGAUUUGUUAUAAAAGUACAAUGAUAAUCUUAAAGAGUUAGAAUUAUUGAAAUGUAAAUUAUAAAAUUAAUUUUAUUUUAGAGUAAAUGAAAAAUCAUAUAUGUACUGAUAAUACUGCUGAAUUAAAAAAAAAAAUUGAAGAAUAAGAUAAAGAAAUAGAAAGAUUGAAAGCUUUAUUGGCUUCUCAAGUUCCAGUUGGUAAAUACUAAUUUUUAUAGUUAUAGUUAACGAUGAUUCUGAAUAAUUAAAAUUGUAUCAAAAAAGAAUCUCAGAAUUGGAAAGCCAAUUAUAAGAAUCAAUUUUAUAAGUUGAAAGAUAUAGAUAAGAAAAUUCAUAAUUAUUAUCAUAAUUAAACUUUUUUAAAGAUUAAGUUAAUGAAAAGGAUGAAAAAAUAAAAGAAUUAGAAAAAUAAAUUGAAGAUCUCAAUAAUGAAUUAGAUGGAAUGUAGGAUGAACAAGAAGAAAUUAUUGAACAAAGAGUUGAAACAAUUAGAAAAGAACUCAAAAGUUGGAAAGAUAAAUUUUUGGCAUUGAAUGCUCAAUUUCAUGAUUAACAGGAAAAAUUAAUGUUAACAGAAGCUGAAUUAGAUCAUAUUAAAAAAUAAGGAGGUGCUGGAACUAAAGUAAUUUUUAUUUAUAACUUUAAUAUUAGGGUAGCUAAGUAAUCACUACAACAACUACAACAAAAUCAUCCAAAUGAGAAAAUAG